GGUCCCUUUAUCAGCACUGGCUCAGGACAGUCGUGGGGGGUCCGAAGUGGCUCAAUUUUGUAUUUUGUUUUUUUUGGGGGGGAGUAAAGGCGGGAGGCUGCGCUGUGCCCGCUGCUGACAGUCGGGCGUGUUACCUCAGGAACAUGGUGUAGGGAAGCUGGAAGCAGGAUAACGUGGAACUCAAACCCAAAGAACUGCAGCCUGAAGACCAUGGUCUCGAAGCUGAGCCAUCUUCAAGUGGAGCUGCUGGGAGCGCUGCUGGAGUCGGGGCUAACCAAGGAGACCCUGAUCAAGGCACUGAGCGAAGUGGAACCCUACAUGCUCCAGAGUGAAAGUCAGCAUGCUAUCAAUGCCCUGCAGACAGAGAAAGGGGAGUCCUGCCCCGAAAUCCCCAAUCUCCCCAAUGGAAUGGGGGAAACCAGGUUGUCGGAAGAUGAAACCUCUGAUGACGGGGAGGAAUUUACCCCUCCGAUAAUGAAGGAGCUGGAAAACUUGAGCCCUGAGGAGGCUGCUCACCAGAAGGCUGUGGUGGAAAGACUAUUACAAGAGGAUCCCUGGCGGGUAGCAAAGAUGGUGAAAUCCUACCUCCAACAGCACAACAUCCCUCAGCGCGAGGUGGUGGACACAACUGGUCUGAACCAAUCCCACCUCUCACAACACCUCAACAAGGGCACUCCCAUGAAGACCCAAAAAAGGGCAGCCCUCUACACCUGGUACGUCCGCAAGCAGCGAGAGGUGGCCCAGCAAUUCACACAUGCUGGUCAGGGGAUCUUGACAGAGGAGCCCAUGGGAGAUGAUCUGCCCACCAAGAAGGGACGAAGAAAUCGCUUUAAAUGGGGUCCUGCCUCACAACAGAUUCUGUUCCAAGCCUACGAGAGACAGAAGAACCCCAGCAAAGAAGAGAGAGAGGCACUGGUGGAAGAGUGCAACAGAGCAGAAUGUAUUCAGAGAGGCGUUUCCCCAUCUCAGGCCCAGGGUCUGGGCUCAAACCUGGUGACCGAGGUGCGAGUUUACAACUGGUUUGCCAACCGCAGGAAGGAGGAGGCCUUCCGGCACAAGCUGGCCAUGGACAACUUCAGCGGGCCGCAGCCCACCUCUGCUCCCCCUCUCACUCCUCACAACUCCUCCUCCCUUCAGCCACCUCCUGCUCUCUCACCCACCAAAGUUCACGGAGUGAGGUACAACCAGCAGCCAGCCAGCGAGGCAGAGUCCUCCAGCAGCAAUCACCACGGGAACAGCUCCAUGGUGACCACCCAAACCAUCCUGCAUCAGGUUUCUCCCCCUGGGCUGGAGCCCAGCCAGAACCUGCUGAGCACAGACACCAAGCUGAUCUCAGCUCCCGGAGGAACUCUGCCCCCCGUCAGCACCCUGACUGCCCUGCACAGCCUAGAGCAAAACCCCCAUGCGCUGGGCCAGCAAACUCAGAACCUCAUCAUGGCCUCACUGCCCGGCGUGAUGGCAAUCGGAGCCGGUGAGACCUCAUCCCUGGCGCCUGCAUUCACCAACACCGGCGGCUCCACCCUGGUAAUAGGCCUGACUUCAACCCAGCCCCAGAGUGUACCUGUGAUAAACAGCAUGGGGAGCAGCCUCACCACCCUGCAGCCAGUCCAGUUCUCCCAGCAGCUGCACCCGUCCUACCAGCAGCCCCUCAUGCAGCAGGUCCAGAGCCACAUCAACCAGAGCCCCUUCAUGGCUACCAUGGCCCAGAUACAGAACCCCCAUGCUCUCUACGGCCCCAAGUCUGAAGUGGCCCAGUACACACAUACAGGCCUCCUCCCACAAACCAUGGUGAUAACAGACACAGCCAAUCUCAGCGCGCUGACUAACCUGACACCAACUAAACAGGCAUUCACACCUGACUCAGAAACCCACACAGACUCUGGGAUCCAUACACCAGUAUCGCAGGCACCAGCGAUACACCUACAGAACCAAGACACAACCAUCCAGCACCUUCAGUCUGGUCCUCGCCUCACCUCAAGCCCUGCUGUGUCCUCCAGCAGCCUGGUGCUGUACCAGAGCUCUGACUCCACCAACAGCCACAGUCAGCUGCUGCCAUCCACCCAUAACGUCAUUGAGACCUUCAUCUCCACGCAGAUGGCAUCCUCCACUCAGUAACACCAAGACAACCACCCAAAGGGAGCUGCCAGGACAAGGCAUAAGGCGCAACUCCAACUGUGUUUGUUGUCACUGUCACCACUGCCUUCCACUGGAAGGAAUGGUUGCUGCAGUCAGCCAACCUCCAGCCCCUACUGCCUCAUAAAUCCCUCAUCCAGCUGCCUCCAGAAGAGAUGGCUCAGGCUCAGAGCAGGAGCUAUGGAACAGUGGUGCCGGCACUGAUAGGAUCUACAGACCCCCAAAACCAAACCCAACCCCACAAGCCAGCCUAGAAUGACCAGACAUCCUUGUGGAUGCUGAAGGAGUGCUAUAAAGUCAGAGAUCUGACUGGAAUACAGCAAAAAAAUGCCAAGAUGUAUGUGGAACUUUGGUUCUGCUCACCUUCACUAGGUUGGACCUGUACAAACCUGCCUACACCAAAGUAAGCCAUGCAGAAAAGAGAAAAAUUGAGCUGUCAAAAAAGGGACACCAUCUUUAAAGCACUCUCCUCCUCCUUUGAUGUAAGGAAACCUGAAUUGGAAUUAUGAGAGAUAAUAUCAACUUGGAGGCAAGAGUGAGAACCUGGCUUCUGACUUUGCAAUGAAAGUCACCAAGAAACUGAAUCAGGAAUGGCUCAGCAAAAACCUGUCAGUACAAGAUCAUGGACUACAAGUCGUAAACCCCUUAAUUAACUACAAAAUCCCAAACAUUCUCAGUUCAAAAUGACCUACUCUAAAAUCAUGCUAUCCUAGUGGAAA
This is a messenger RNA of Lagopus leucura (white-tailed ptarmigan), 2852 nucleotides long. RefSeq names its product HNF1 homeobox A (gene HNF1A). The transcript is spliced from 10 exons. The record is from RefSeq and is a predicted model, not a curated record. Bases 211 to 2115 code for a protein of 634 amino acids. Gene Ontology annotation, biological process: positive regulation of DNA-templated transcription; regulation of transcription by RNA polymerase II; liver development. Lineage: Eukaryota; Metazoa; Chordata; Aves; Galliformes; Phasianidae. Gene Ontology annotation, cellular component: nucleus. Gene Ontology annotation, molecular function: DNA-binding transcription factor activity, RNA polymerase II-specific; RNA polymerase II cis-regulatory region sequence-specific DNA binding.